UCUCGCUCUCCCUCUCUCUAUUCUCUCCCCUUCCCUUGUCUUCUUUCAAAGUAAACCGGGCUAAUAAGAUUCCAGUAGAGGUGGAGCUGGGGUGGCUUGCAGGAGUGAACUGAGCAGCCAAGUAGAGCUACUACACACACUGCUUACACACCAGGAACAUGGGCUGCCUCCCUGCUCCACUGCCAGCAAGGUAGGAGAGUUGCAGUAGGAUGUGGAAGCAGCUAUGGGGGCUACCUGGGCACCCCCUUAAAAUGGGCAGCCUGGAGUCAGCCACUCUGUGUCUGUAAGAGAAACUGGAAUGUACUGGGAUUCCCAAAUCCUGUUCCUGUACAAGUUGCACUGGCUGUAGCUCCGGCUCCCUGUGGCAGGUAAAUUGGUAGAGACAGGUGAGCAGACAUGGAGCGGAGCAAGGAUAAGGCUAAGGGAAAGGGACAAGGCUCCCGCAAGCUUUUCCAGAGUCGGUCGCUGAAGUCUGUUGGGGCUUUUGUGCACAGGAUCCUAAAGACCAUAAGCCAUCUGUCCCACAUGGGAGAGGCAAGCAAUGUGGAUGGAGAAGAUGAUGAAGGGGGGUUUAACCAAAAGGGAAUGGCACAAGAAGAUUCUCGUGUGGUAAAUGGUGGCGACAGCGAUAACAACCUAGGGAAAACACAAGUGCCUGUUUUGGGCCAGGACCGGAUCUCCUGGAGUUCUGACGAUAAGGUGCCCGGGGUGCAGGGCAUGAAGAACCAUGGUAACACCUGUUUCAUGAAUGCUGUGGUGCAGUGCCUGAGUAACACUGAUAUGUUGGCCGAGUUCCUGGGCAUGGAGAGGUACAAAGCCGGGCUCAACAAGGCUAAAAUAAAUGGGGUGGUGGUGAGAGAAGCAACGGUGGAGGAGCCCCCUGGAGCAGCUGGAAGAGGGGAAGUCACAGAGAAGCUGGCAUCAUUGGUUAGGGGUCUCUGGACAUUGAAGUACACCCCCCAGCUCUCUUCAGAGUUCAAGAAUGUUGUUUCCAAAUAUGGGUCCCAGUUCCGUGGAAAUUCCCAGCAUGACGCUUUGGAAUUUCUGCUCUGGCUGCUGGACCGAGUCCAUGAAGAUCUCAACCCCACGUCCAGCCAGAAAGCCAAGCCAUCUGCCAAGGCUGGUACCGAGCAGAACCAGAUGGUCAAGUCUCCAGAAUCUGGAGGAAGCCAGAGCUUUGUUCAGGAGCAUUUCCAGGCUCAGUACAGGUCAUCCCUCACCUGCCCUCAUUGCCACAGACAGAGCGACACAUUUGACCCCUUCCAAUGUGUUUCUUUGCCCCUCCCACUGCGCCAAACCAGGGCCCUCAACCUCACAUUAGUCUUCCAAACUAAGCAGCAACGGUUUCUCCGUGUUGGGCUGGCGGUGCCUCUACUGGGUACUGUGGCCUCCCUACGGAAGAUGGUUGCAGAUGAAGGAAAUAUGGCACCAGACCAGGUGAUCCUGGUGGAGUUGUACUCAAGUGGCUUCCAGAGAUCUUUCUCAGAUGAUGAGGAUCUGAACACCAUUGCAGAUGGAGACCCAGUCUAUGCGUUCCAAGCCCCUGUGCCCAUACCCAAAGCAGGUGGCUCCUGUCAUUCCACAGGAUAUCCACGCAGCCUCCCUUCCUCUCCUCGCUACCCUGACCCAGAAGCGCAGAAGUUCAUUGGGGCUGGCUCCAAAUCUUCUGAGUUCCUAGCUGAUCCAGACAAGAUCCUGUUCCUCCUGUGUAACACUGAGGGAUCCGGAAAGCAGGCCACCAGGUUUGGCCCCCCUCUGCUGGUUAGAGAAGAUAACACAAUGUCCUGGGAUCAAUUGCAACAAUGUAUCCUUGGAAAGCUUCGCUACCUUUUACAGAAUGAGUCCCACCUCCAGCAGAAUGGAACAGCACUCUUCCAUGUCAGGGUCGUCGGGGGUCCUUCAAGUGGAAGUUACCUGAGCCCUAAAGAACCCCGACCUCUCCAGCACCCUGCAAUUGACAGAGCUUUGCAGCUUAGCGGAGCAGGAGGGCCACCCCAUGUCAAACUUGCAAUAGAAUGGGACCCAAAGACCAAAGAACGGCUGUUUGGGAACAUUCAGGAGGAGGUGGUGCAUGAUGAUGAGUCAGUGAAGAUACAGCAGUUGGAGCACCAGCAGCAGAGUUGCACCUUGGAUGAGUGCUUUCAGCUCUACACUAAGGAGGAACAGUUGGCCCCCGAUGACGCCUGGAGAUGCCCUUACUGCAAGGUCCUACAACAAGGCACAGUGAAACUGAGCCUUUGGACUCUACCAGAUAUUCUCAUAAUCCAUCUCAAGAGGUUCCGGCAGGUGGGCGGGCGCAGAAACAAACUGUCCACUUUGAUCAGAUUCCCCCUCACUGGGUUGGACAUGACUCCACACGUGGUCAUGAGAAGCCAGGGAAGCAAGGGGAUGCUGGGGCAGUGGACAUCAUGGAAACAAACUCAUGCCUUUAUGGAGAAUGGGCAGCUGGAUGUCCAUUAUGACUUGUAUGCUGUAUGCAACCAUCAUGGCAGCCUGCAGGGAGGUCACUACACAGCGUACUGCAGGAACUCUCUGGACGCCCGUUGGUACAGCUAUGAUGACAGCAAUGUUGAACAUGUCCAGGAGAACGAUGUCUGUACCCGAGGUGCCUACCUACUGUUCUAUCAGAAGAGGACCACUAUACCAAUUUGGUCAGCUAGCAGCUCUCUCAGAGGUUCUACAAGCUCCUCCGUGUCAGAUCAUUGGAUCUUAAGACUGAAUGGCAGCAGAAGAGAAAGUCUUGCCUCACGGGCCACCACUACCAACUGCUUCAACCGUAUUCAGCCUCCAGACUCCCCAGUCUUCCUUGAGAAAGAGGAGCACCCUGAAAAAAGAGCCAGUGGAACUAAAUCAUUUGCAAGAGGUGUAAAAGGAAGGAGCGCUAGUAUGAAGCUGCCCUCUGCUUCAAAACUCAAGCUGAGUAUCAGCAAGGCAAUGCCCUUACGGUGGUCCUUUGGAUCCAAGGCUAAAGAAAAGCAUGAGACUGGUGAGCUGGUAGAGUACUUGGAAUCUGGCCGCAGACCCAAAUAUACCAAUGAGUCCAUUGUGCCAGUGAUGGCUGGAGUUACAAAAACUGAAAAGGGCAUUCAAGGACAACAAUCAAAAGCAAACCUUUCAAAAACACAAGUGGUCAAUGGGGCGGCAGAUUCCAGUUCUUCAGCAGGACUCUCCAAACCAACACCAACAUUUGCAAGGUUGGAUUCACAGAAGGGGAAGCCAAAAGAGAAGCAUAAUUUCCAAGAAAGCACUUUGAAUGCUGUCCAAAUGGAAAAAGGGGUAGAAUCAGCAAUGCUGAAACACAGAGAGAUACGGUCAGCUGGGGGUUGUGCAUCGGGCAUGAGCUCACCAGAUCCAGACAGUGGUUUGAAAGGGACAGUAUUAUUAACCAAGAAGGGAGAGAGCAACCAAAGGAACCUUAUUAAAAAUAGCAACAAUGUUCGGCCCAAACCUUCUGAAGCUGAAGGACAGCAGGACAGCAAAUCAACAAAUGUAAAACCCAGCCUAGUUAAUAAGGAGAUCAGGAGGCAAUGUGGCACAGAUAACGCAAGUGGGUUGAGCCUUUCUAAUGGAAUGCCCAGGACUUCCUUAGGCAAUGGCAUGCUGGGUGAUGGCAGGACUAGUGGUACAAUGGCACGUCAGCACAAAGAGGACCUCACUAAAAUCAAACUCCAGCAGGACAUCAGACAAGCCCACAGCUCAUCUAAUGUCCAUACCAAGACAGACUUCAAUCUAAAGAGGUCGGUUUCUUUGUACAGGAACGGCAGUGCCUCCCAGCAGCCUCCAAGGCAAGUGGCCACUGAAAAAAACUCUACUGGGUCCCUGCAAAGACGAAAAUACAGUACGUCAUCCACGGGCAGGAAGAAAUCUGUUCCUGAAUCCAGCUUCUAAACUUGCAGAGAUUAUGGGGCAAAUUCACUAAGGUGCGAAGCGCCGAACGCUAGCGUUUUUUCGCUAGUGUUCGGCAUUUUCGCUACUGCGCAAAUUCACUAACGAACGCUGGCGUAGUUUCGCUAGUGUUACUUCGCAACCUUACGCCAGGCGAAUUUUCGCUAGCGACGAAACUACGCAAAUUCACUAACUUGCGCAGUGUAGCGAACGCUACCUUUUACGC
Molecule: messenger RNA, 4111 nt
Organism: Xenopus laevis (African clawed frog)
Lineage: Eukaryota; Metazoa; Chordata; Amphibia; Anura; Pipidae
Gene: usp43.S
Product: ubiquitin carboxyl-terminal hydrolase 43
Exons: 15
Coding region: 397-3888 (1163 amino acids)
Source: RefSeq, a predicted model, not a curated record